AUGUCGGAUUAUUUUUUGCCAGAUUAUUUUGUCACCCAAUCAGACGGGACUUAUUACAACACAACAGGACCAACAAGUUGCAAAGGCUGUGAUAGUUUGUGCUCUUCUUAUUGUAACAGUUGUGUAGAGACGACAUACUCAACUGCUGGAUCAUUAUCAUUUCAGCAAUGUGACACGAAAUGUGAUGGGUGUGAUGCCACAAAUGGAUAUUGUGUCAACUGUGUGACUGGGUAUGGUCUUGCAGCUGGGAAGUGUGCCAUAUGUCUAACGGGAACAUACUACCUGUAUUCUGCGUGUAAAAGUUGUGGUGAGAUGGAAUACCAAGAUGUUGUUGGACAAACCACAUACAAGUUGUGUGACUCAUCGUGUGCAAGUUGCAGUGAAAAACAAAUGGAAAACGUCUCUUGUAUGCUGCUGGAUAUGGCUUUGACAAUGGCAUGUGUACAUUGUAAGUGUGACAGAAAAAGUGGUGCGUGCACAUCAUGCGAAGCUGGCAACAAGAGAGUUGACAACAGAUGUGUGUUGUGUGCUCCAUCUGGAUACUACGAUUUGUGCACAGAUGAGACAUCAGAUGGUUGUCAGAUCGCAGACUAUGUCAAUAAUCAACACAUUUGCACCGCCUGUUUUGCGCCAUAUGUCACUUCAAGUGACUUGAAGGCGUGCAAUUUGGGAUACACAACAACAACAUACUUCAACACAAAUGAUCACCAAUUACACACUAACAUGAAUGUGUGCAUCAACCAAAUCGAUACACUGUGUUACUUGUGUGAUUUGAAAACGAUGUUGUUAAACGGUGUUUGUAAUGUUAAAAAUGAGAAGUGUGAGACAUACUCGCAACACGGCUGCGACAAAUGCGUUUCAGAUGUGAUCACAUCGAAUGGCAACUGUGCCAUUAACACCACAAAUUGUAAAUAUGAAAUCAACAGAGAAAGUGGCACCAAGUGUUUGUAUUGUGUUGAUGACGUGUUGUGUGGCAAAGCAAAACAACAUUGUGGAAUAUCACACAACGAGUAUUGUUACUUGGCAGUGAAUGGGUAUCACACAACAAACAACAACACCGUUGAACAGUGUGAGAGUGAAGUGUGUGUCAUUUCAAAUGGAGUUAUCACUAUUUUAAAAUGUCAAAAUAACAAAGUUUUGAUAGAUGGCGCGUGUACAACUAAUACAAUGUGUUCAAUUAUAUCAAGUCGUGAUUGUUUCAAAUGUGAUGCAAAACAUCACUUUUCACAUGGAAUCUGUUUACCAAACAAUCCAAAUUGUGACAAUCAGAAUGGAGAUGUUUGCAUUGUAUGUAACAAUGCCAUCAACGUUGACGGCGUGUGCACAAACACCCAGUCAAUUCAUUGCUCUUCAUUUGACAAAGUGUGUGUCAUAUGUGAAAGUGGUUAUUACAAAGACGUUGAUGGCUGUAAAGAACAAAUUGGCGCGUUGUCGAAUUGUGGUGUUGUCUCGUCGCUCAACACCAAAUGUGUCGAGUGUGAGUCUGAUUACUUUUUCGAUGGAAUUUUGUGUGUGCCACAAACGCUUCCAAAUGAGACCAUUAAACAGACAACUAAAAAUGAAGAAACACAGACAGACAGCCAUUGCGAAGUGAGCACCACAAAGGGGUGUCUGAGGUGUUUCAGUGGGUAUUACCUAGCAGACCGCAUGUGUGUGAAGUGUGAGUACCCCUGUGUCUUCUGUUCAAAUCAAACAUUUUGCACCAAGUGCGACGAUUACUCGUAUGCAAAUAGCAACGGCAUUUGCACUGAAAUCAACGAACUUGUCAACGGAUACAUGCUUUCGUAUGAUGGGUCAAUGUGUAUUAGUUGCGAUGUGUCAUGCAAGUCGUGCACAAACGAAGGAAACUGUGUUGUGUGCGAUGAUGAAUUUUAUCGCACAUCAUCAAAUGUCACCAAGUUGUGUUCGCCACAAAGCGAGUUGACUUCGUGUGCAAACAAAACAACAGCUGGUUGUGUGCAAUGCGAAGGUGGACACCAUCUCUCCAACAAUUUGUGUGUGAAGUGUCAAGACACGUGUACACAAUGUUAUGGUAUUGAUGAGUGCACUGAUUGUGUGAAAGACAGUGUAUUUGUGUCAAGUGUCUGUUCACAUUAA
Molecule: messenger RNA, 2097 nt
Organism: Entamoeba invadens IP1
Lineage: Eukaryota; Evosea; Mastigamoebida; Endamoebidae
Exons: 5
Coding region: 1-2097 (698 amino acids)
Source: RefSeq, a predicted model, not a curated record